GCGCCCUUGGACUUCAGGAUACAAGAGUGUCGAUCUCACUAUGCUGAAGAGAAAGGACAUGACAGUUUGAGACCCUUUGUGCAGAAAUUCUGUGAGAAGGUGUUCAGAAGAAGGAGAGAGGGGCACUUCCACAGGCUGGGCGGUUUGCCGUUGCCUUCCCCUGUCAUCUACACUUUACCCCAGGAAACUGGGUACUCAUUUUACCGACCUCGGAAGGAUGGAAGGCUGAGUCAACCUUGAGCCGGCUACCUGAACCUGGCUUGCGCCAGGAUCGAACUCAGGCCAUGAGCAGAGCUUGGACUGCAGUACUGCAGUUUCCACUCUGCGCCACGGGGCUCUGCAUAUCAUCACCAAUAUGGCUAUAUCAGGUGCCCUUCAACCAAACCAUGGAACCAAGCUACAGAAAGGUAAACUGAAGGCAUCUCUUGAGUCCUUGGAAGAUGGCAUGAAAUGGGCCACAAGUAAUCAGUCUCACCAGCAGGAGGCAAUAGAAGAACUGGAGAGCUUAAGUCAACAUCUGUAUGGCCACAUCUUCAUCGAGUUUGAGAGUCUUCGUCAAAUCCUAGAUGCGAAAGAGCAAAGUAUGAUGGACACGGUGAAACAGAUGAAGGCAGAUAACCAGGCUGAAAUGGAAAGAAGGCUGGCGUAUUUAAAAGCGUACGAGUCCUCUCAUGCUGAGACCACCUCCAGGGUCCGAGCUGCACUUGAAGAAACCAAUGAAUUUGCUUUGCUGAAGGGAAUCAAGGAAUUGAUGAGACGAAUCCAGGAUCAUCUAGGUGAAGAAAAUGGAAAAGCAGAACAUGAAGUGUGUGCUCAUGACCAGAGGGCCAAGGAAACUGAGGAGAAAGAUACUGAAGAUGAGAAGGUUGAUGUAAAUAUGCCUGAAGGAAAGGGGAAUGAAAAUAAAAAUGAUGAAGGGGAAACCUAUGGAGAAGCUGAGGAUGCUGAAGAAGCUCAGGAUGCUGAGGACAUUGUACCUGUAGAUCCGGCUCUUGAGGAGCUGGAAGAGUGGCUAGAUUUUGAAACCUGGAAAGAAAUGUUGGAAAGCAUCAGUAUUUGGGAAACCCCCAAUCCAGAUUCGUUCUCCUGGUUCCCAUCACCAGAGGAAGACAUGUUCCAACUUGGGGACAGUCGUGCUUCUGAGGCACUUGAGGAGGAAGCAACUUCUGAGGCAGUUGAGGAAGAAGAUUUAAUCUGCGCCGUAGAUGUCACCUCAGCACCAGACGAAGUUGCCUCCGAUAAACCUUUGCCAAGCAGCAGCUCUGAUGCAGCUCUGCCCAUGGGAAGAGCCCUCCACAGUCCACCACCCAGCCACUGCACACCUAACUAUUUCCCGGUGCCUGUCUUCCAACAAAUACCACUUUACAAUGUAGUGCAAAGAUGGGGGGCCCCAUGUAGAUGGAGGCCUAGCCCCAGAAGGGGCUGGGCCAUGCUGCGAGGCAGAGGAGCCACAGUUAGGCACUUCCUUUCAUCCAGAGGGGGGCAUGGCAGAGGUUUUCAAAGUACAUUCAAACCUAGAGAGGCUGGUGCCUCUGGGCAAGGGAGAGGUUGGUUGAAUACGCAGAAACGUCAGUCCAGUGGGAGCAGCAACUCAGGUCAAAGUAGUGGAGGAAAGACACAUCCGCCCAAGCCUAGGGGGACUCAUGUUUCAGGGCGAGGAGGUUCAGGGCAAGGCCGAGGGUCUGCAUCAUCCCCAGGGCGAGGAGGUUCAGGGCAAGGCCAAGGGUCUGCAGUGGGUCGAGGAGGUUUGGGGCAAGGUCGAGGGUCUGCAGUGGGUCAAGGAGGUUCGGGGCAAGGCCGAGGGUCUGCAGUGGGUCGAGGAGGUUCAGGGCAAGGUCGAGCGUCUGCUCAGAAAGGACCAACCCACCACAGUGGAGGACGGGCGUCCUCAAGCAAAGGAUCAUGGAACAGGCAAGCAUCUCACCAGGGAGGCUGUGGCCGUGGCUCUGGUUCUGCGAAAGGGUCUCGGGGCAAAUAGUCGCUUCCCCCCUCAUUUCCCUGAGAAGAGGCUGCAUCUGAAUGAGAGAAGGGCUGGGGAUGACAUAUUGAGAUACCUGAUUUCCACCUCUCAUUUGUAUCAACUGUUUUGGUCAUCUGUCAGAUCCACCAGUGGGAAGACUGCAGCGUUUAGCUAAUGACAUUGAUGGAUUUGGGAUUACACCCCCCCCCCCAGCUGUCAGUUAAUCUGGCAGUAGAUUUUUUAAAAAUGUAUUUUAGUACAACUAAAAAUGCCAGCAGCUGGUGCCAUCUUAAGGUAAAUGCCUUUUCCUUCUCUUAUAUAGGAUCGCCUCUUCUAAGAUAUUGCCUGUGGAGACAUGUCUGCAUCAUCAAAAAGCAAAAGUCAAUGCUUUUUGAAUCAUCUUCCUGAUGAUUGCUUUUAUUGCCAGAUACAUUUAUGCAGAUUUACAGUGCAAUUCUGAGGGCUGCUGAGCAAGAGGUGGCCACCCACCAGGGCAAUCUCUGCACCCCUGGUCCAUUCCUUACAGACCUUCCGCAGGGGAAAUAAUAACGUGCUCCUCCUUAAGGCACAGGUGGCAGAGCAAGCAUGCCAGAGUCUACAGCAAACCAGGCAACACCCCACCAGUCAGGCAACAGCAGCUGAUACCCCUGAGAGUGGCUGGGAGGAGGAGGUCCUCAGGCCAUGUGCCUCUUAUGGGGUUUCUGCUGGUUUGGGGAGGGGAGUGUUCCCUGGCUGUGGUAGUUCAGGGAACUGACUAACUCCUGCCAUGCACCUUUCCCCACCUGCACAGUGGUUUGCACUGGCAUUGCUCUGCAAUGUUGUCGCACCAUGCCAAACUGGGGCGCAGCAAAACCUGGACCCUCUGCUGGUGCAUCUCAGAGAUAUGCUGGCACUGUGCCAGCAGACACUGUACCAGCAGACAUGUCCCUUUUGAGCACUUUUGCCCCUUUCCCCCGAGAUUGUGCUGAUAAUUGAUCAGUUGAUUGACUAACAGGGGCAGUGCAAUCCUAAGCAAAGCAACACCCCGCUCAGCUCAUUGUCUUUAAGGAACUUCGAGAGAUGUUAACUCUGCUUAAACAGAUGUAAAGAGUAAUAAUGACCAACAUCAGGGCUGUGCAAAACUCCCAGAUAACAUCAUCUUCCUGGCGCAAUUUCGCACGAGAAGACGGUGUCUUCCGCGCGACGUUCCGCAGGCAGGUAAGACGUGUGGAAAUGGCCCAGCACUGGACUUCCAUUUUGUGUGUGUGUAAAAAGCAGGCUAUGUGUAUGCUGCAGUUCCACACAACAGCAGAAAAAGCACAGAAUGCAAUGCUUUCUUACGUUGUUUUAAGUUUUAAAGAGUUUAUAGCAUUUCAGAUUCUCAGAUCAUGUUUGAACACAUGCAGCUGCCUUAGAUUGACUCGGACCCUUGGUCUAUCGAGGUCAGGCUUGUCUACUCUCCCUGGCAGCAUUUCAGCUCAAAGUCACCUUCUCUCUGAUCCUUGUUACUGGAGACAUCAGUCUGAACCUGGGGCCUUGCGUAUCCAACACAGAUGUUUUCCCAUUGUGCCAUGCCCCCCCCAAAUGCAGGCAAUUACAAGUUUGGCUUGGAAAUUCAUCCAUGCAUGGGGAGGGUAUGGCUUAAUACCAAAAAGAUAAGUGCUGCUGGUGAGUGAGAGGUCUGACCUGGGAUUUAAGGCAUCACCUGUUCUGGAUGGGGUUGCAUUCCUCUUGAAGGAACAGGAUAAGUAAGUGGCAGCUUUGACUGGUUACUCAACUAGGGCCUUUCCUGGGCAGAAAAGAUCUGGCCACUGUGGCGCCUGCCUUGGUUACAUCUAGAUUAGAAUACUGCCAAGUACUGUACGUGGGGUACCCUUGAGAAGUGUUUGGAAACCUCGGUUGGUACAGGAUGCUGCAGCCAGGAUGCUGAGUGGAGCGGCUUGCCAGGGAACCGAUCACUCACGUGAUACAUCUACCCUUCUUCCCAGUUUGUUUCUGGGCACAAUUCAAGGUGCUUGUGUUGACCUUUAAAGCUCUAUAUGAUUUGGGACCAACAUAACUGAAAAAUUGCCUUUUCCUGUAUGAACCUAGCCACCCACUACCAUUAUUAUCAGAGACCUUGCUUUGCAUGCCCCCACCUUCUGAGUUUAGGACAGGCGUAUGUGGGGCUGGGAAGAUAAAAACGAGGAGACAUGUCCCUUUUGAGUGUAAACUUUACCAAAAUAUCAGAGCUGCCUAUAUAACUCCGAUUUGCAAUCAGUUCCCAGGAAGAAAUGGUAAGAUUUUAUUUAGAUAAGCUUUUGGCCAAUAGAGACCAAUAAACCACCUUAAAGGUGGCAAAAUUUGCUGUGCAGGCCAUACGGCUCUGGAAGUAUUUUGUAGGGGAAAAUAUUUAAAUAUUUUAUUAAUUUUAAAGUUUUAAAUAUUUAAGAAUUUGGAUCCUGGAAAUUCAAUGUUUUUAGAUGGAUCUGUUAACAAUAUGGUUUACCUUGACUGUAUGUUUUAAUUAGAUUGUAUGCUGUUAUUUGUCUGGUCUUUGACCAUAUUAAACUUUGAUUGAUUGAGAUUAGGACAGGGGGCAACCUGGGAGGGCCAUCUUGGAAAUGGCAUCAAAACUGGAAACUUCUCCAUAGGGAGAUUCAUUUAUCCCCUUCUUUUGCCAUCUUCCACCAGCAGGUGAGGAGUUUUUGGUUUCAUUUGCCCUUCACUCAGCGACCCCUCUUUCUUGCCCCGUGUUUUUGUUAUUUUUAUGUUUUGUAUAUUAUUUUGGCUCUAGUUUUAAUGAUUUUGGCUGAUUUUAAUAUUUUUAAUUUUAUUAUGUUUUGUUAACCAUCUUAGGGCCAAACUACAAGUGACAAAUGGCACAGGUUGGACACUUGUCAGCUUCCCUCAAGUUUUGAUGGGAAAUGUAGGCAGCUUGGUGGAAUGUUGGACAAGUGACAGUUGAAAAGUCCAUUGGACAGCAGUCAGCCAAGCUGCAAGACCAGGACGCCUACAUUUCCCAUCAAAACUUGAGGGAAGCUGACAAGCGUCCAACCUGUGUCAGGCAUCACUUGUGGCUUGGCCCUUAGUGGCCCUUGUGAAGGCAGAAAGGUGGCCUAUAAAUAUGUAAAAUAAAGUAAGUAAUACUAGUGGGCACAGUCAACAGAUGUGAGAGCCAAUAGGUUUUAUGGUAUCAGUAUGUAAUUUGGUGUUGAUGUGGAGUAAAUGUUACCCUUCAGCUGUUUUUACAAACUUUAAAAACAGAGACUCCCCAGUUCCACCAAUAAGCACCCAUGGAAUGAGCAAGUCAGAGGUGUGAAACUUGGCUGGCCUAUUAAUUGAAUCUGUGGUAUAUUUAAGAAUUGAAUGUAUUUAAGGCCUUCCUUUGGAUUCAUUUUCUCGCACUCAGGUUGACUCAUGGCGAACACUGCGCAGUGUGCUCCUUUGGUCUUUUUUUAUUUUUAGCCUGGGUGACUACCAGAAUUGAUGGGUAAAUCUGAUCAUGAAGACCUGUUAAUAACAAGCACGCUGCCAAACGUAUUUUGAUUACAGGAAUACUUUUGAUUAUUGUAGAAAUGCUUCCAAAGAUUUCCUACAGCUUUGGAACUAGCUUAUAGGACACUUGCUAGAAAAGUCUGGCUACCUGUUCAUCAGCAAUUUGUUGCAUUUUUCUGGUAACUAAUAAGCUUUGGUCUAAUGUUGGGAUUUCCUUUCCUUAAAAUGACAUAUUGCUGUAUUUUAUUUUAUGUUUGAAUGUAUUCUAAAUUUUUUGCCUGAAUAAAUUUGUAGUUUUCAAAAUA
Eublepharis macularius is the source of this 5721-nucleotide messenger RNA. RefSeq lists its product as uncharacterized. The record is from RefSeq and is a predicted model, not a curated record. Bases 356 to 1978 code for a protein of 540 amino acids. NCBI's taxonomy places the organism in Eukaryota, Metazoa, Chordata, Lepidosauria, Squamata, Eublepharidae. The transcript has 6 exons.